This is a messenger RNA of Trichomonas vaginalis G3, 939 nucleotides long. Its product is annotated as tetratricopeptide repeat domain domain-containing protein. The coding region runs from base 1 to 939 and encodes 312 amino acids. Gene Ontology annotation, biological process: intracellular protein transport. The record is from RefSeq and is a predicted model, not a curated record. Gene Ontology annotation, cellular component: SNARE complex; vacuolar membrane. Gene Ontology annotation, molecular function: syntaxin binding; soluble NSF attachment protein activity. Lineage: Eukaryota; Parabasalia; Trichomonadida; Trichomonadidae. The transcript has a single exon.
AUGUCAAACCCACAAGAAAAAGCAAUGAAAGAGGCCCAAUCCAUUUUAAAGUCAGCCGAAAAGGAAUGCAAGGGCGGAAUUUUCUCAAAACCAGAUUAUGCUAGCGGUGGCGCAGCUUUUGAAAAGGCAUAUAACAUUCUCUACAAAGCUAAACUCUACAAAGAAGCCAUGAACGCAGCUAUGAAGGGUGCUGAUGCUUAUGAUAAAUGCAAUCUUCCUUUAAAGGCUGGCGCAUUAUCCCAAAAUGCAUCACAAGCAGCCUUCCAAGAUAAGCAGUACGAUCAGCUUGUUCCAAUUCUUGAUCUCUGCAAAUGCCGUUUCCAGGCCGGCAACCAAGCUUUGGCAGGAAUCAGAGCUGUUCGUGAAAUGGCUUCUCGCAUGCGUCCUAUCGAUAAAGAGAUUUCAUAUCAGCUUUACAACAGUGCUCUCGACUUAGUUGAGGACGACGAGCAAUAUACAUGGGAGAAAGAAACUUUCUUAGAUUGCGCUUGCUUAGCACUAGAAAUGAAGAAAUACCCAGAUGUCUUCAAGGCUUGGGCACGCGCAGAAAAGGCAUUCUUGUUCCUAAAGAACACAGAUGCUGCUGCCCAUUGCAUUUCAGCUAUUAUUGCCAUUCAUCUUCAGCGCGGUGAUAUCGUUGCUGCCCAGAAUGUUUUUGAGGAGGCCAUGCAAAAAGAAUACUACGUUCAUACUGAAGAUUUUUCAAUGAUCGACUUUAUUCUUCGUGGCGUAAAGAAUCAGGAUGGCGAUCUUAUCGAGGCCGGCCAAAAGAACUUUAUCAUUCAAAUGCUUAAGCCAGAAAUUGGAAGAAUUAUUAUGGGUUUCAAGGCUCCGAAAUCAGCUCCACAACUAUUACCAGGCAGUGGCGAGGCUGCCCCUGCCCCAGCUCCUGCACAGGAUGAUAAGGAUGAGGAAGAAAGCGACCUCGAUUUACUUUAA